Carica papaya (papaya) is the source of this 4589-nucleotide messenger RNA. It is a transcript of the gene GUN5, whose product is annotated as magnesium-chelatase subunit chlH, chloroplast, putative / Mg-protoporphyrin IX chelatase, putative (CHLH). Lineage: Eukaryota; Viridiplantae; Streptophyta; Magnoliopsida; Brassicales; Caricaceae. Gene Ontology annotation, biological process: chlorophyll biosynthetic process. The record is from RefSeq and is a predicted model, not a curated record. Gene Ontology annotation, molecular function: magnesium chelatase activity. Gene Ontology annotation, cellular component: chloroplast.
UCUCCAUGCGCGUCUCUCCACACAAAAAUAUAAACUCUUUUCCGAAUCAUAAAGAAGAAGAAGAAGGAGAAAGAAAGAAAAACAUUUUAGUGAAAUAAAAUCGAAAGGAAGGAAACAGAAGCAAUAAAGAGAGGAAGAGGGAGAAAGUUUGGUUUUUUUUUUUUUUUUUCUGUCCUCUCUUUACCCAAAUUUUGUCUUUUCUCUGUUUUGAAGAAACAGGGUGCUAUACUGGUUGUCUGGUAGGGGUGAACUCCAUUAAUGGCGUCUUUUGUGUCUUCUCCGUUUACUUUACCAUGUUCAAAGGUCGACCAGCUCUCUUCUCUCUCCCAAAAGCAAUACUUUCUACACUCAUUCCUUCCCAAAAAGCCCAACCAAGCAAAUUCCAAAUCCGCCAUGAGAGUCAAAUGUGCAACAGUUGGCAACGGUCUUUUCACGCAGACGACCCCUGAAGUUCGCCGAAUUGUACCCGAGAACGAAAGAAAUCUCCCCACAGUUAAAAUCGUCUACGUCGUGUUAGAAGCUCAGUACCAAUCUUCACUCACAGCCGCUGUCCAAUCUCUGAACAAGACAUCCCAAUUCGCUUCGUUCGAGGUUGUCGGGUACCUGGUUGAGGAGCUCCGCGACGAGUCAACCUAUAAAACUUUUUGCAAAGAUCUCGAAGACGCGAAUAUCUUCAUCGGGUCAUUGAUUUUCGUCGAGGAGCUCGCUCUGAAAGUUAAGUCUGCGGUGGAGAAAGAGCGGGACAGACUUGACGCCGUCCUGGUGUUCCCAUCAAUGCCUGAAGUAAUGAGGCUUAACAAGCUGGGUUCUUUUAGCAUGUCACAGCUAGGCCAGUCCAAGAGUCCCUUCUUCCAGCUUUUCAAGAGGAAGAAGCAAGGCGCAGGGUUCGCCGAUAGUAUGUUGAAGCUGGUCCGGACAUUGCCGAAAGUUUUGAAAUACUUGCCGAGUGACAAGGCGCAAGAUGCUCGCCUCUAUAUCUUGAGUUUACAGUUUUGGCUUGGUGGGUCGCCGGAUAAUUUGCAGAAUUUCUUGAAAAUGAUAUCUGGGUCUUACGUGCCGGCUCUCAAAGGUCAGAAAAUCAAGUACGCGGACCCAGUUUUGUUCUUAGACAGUGGGAUUUGGCACCCAUUAGCUCCUUGUAUGUACGACGAUGUAAAGGAAUACUUGAACUGGUACGAAACCAGGAGAGACGCUAACGAGAAACUUAAAUCCCCUGAUGCGCCGAUAAUCGGCUUGGUUUUGCAAAGAAGUCAUAUUGUUACCGGCGAUGAGAGUCAUUAUGUAGCUGUGAUAAUGGAGCUGGAAGCAAGAGGGGCUAAGGUGAUUCCGAUUUUCGCCGGAGGGUUAGACUUUUCCGGUCCGGUGGAGAGGUUUCUGAUCGAUCCGGUGAGCAAGAAACCAUUUGUGAACUCGGUUGUUUCACUCACUGGGUUUGCUCUUGUUGGCGGUCCAGCCAGGCAGGAUCAUCCAAGGGCUGUUGAGGCUUUGAGGAAGCUUGAUGUGCCGUACAUUGUUGCGUUGCCUUUGGUGUUUCAAACAACAGAGGAGUGGCUGAAUAGUACUUUGGGUCUGCACCCUAUUCAGGUGGCUCUGCAAGUUGCUCUGCCGGAGCUUGAUGGUGGGAUGGAGCCGAUUGUUUUCGCCGGCCGGGAUCCUAGAACAGGAAAGUCACAUGCUCUUCACAAGAGGGUUGAACAACUUUGUACCAGAGCCAUCAGAUGGGCUGAACUGAAAAGGAAAUCUAAGGCAGAGAAGAGGCUAGCAAUCACAGUCUUCAGUUUCCCCCCAGACAAAGGCAAUGUUGGGACGGCUGCCUAUCUUAACGUCUUUGCCUCGAUCUUUUCAGUUCUGAAAGAUCUCAAAAAAGAUGGCUACAACAUCGAGGGUCUUCCCGAGACAGCAGAAGAACUAAUCGAGAACAUAAUUCACGACAAGGAGGCUCAGUUUAGCAGUCCUAAUCUGAACAUUGCUUACAAAAUGGGUGUCAGGGAAUACCAAAGACUAACUCCCUAUGCUGCAGCAUUGGAGGAAAACUGGGGAAAACCUCCUGGAAAUCUGAAUGCAGAUGGAGAGAAUCUUUUGGUAUAUGGAAAACAGUAUGGUAAUGUUUUUAUCGGAGUCCAGCCUACCUUUGGUUACGAGGGUGAUCCUAUGCGAUUACUCUUCUCCAAAUCUGCAAGUCCUCAUCAUGGUUUUGCGGCUUACUACUCCUUUGUGGAGAAAAUUUUCAAGGCAGAUGCCGUUCUUCACUUUGGAACUCAUGGCUCACUUGAGUUCAUGCCUGGUAAGCAGGUGGGAAUGAGUGAUGUCUGUUACCCAGAUAGUCUUAUUGGGAACAUUCCGAAUGUUUACUAUUAUGCUGCUAAUAAUCCAUCUGAAGCUACCAUUGCCAAGCGUAGGAGCUAUGCCAACACAAUUAGCUAUCUGACUCCUCCUGCAGAAAAUGCGGGACUCUACAAGGGACUCAAGCAAUUGAGUGAGCUAAUCUCGUCAUACCAGUCUCUUAAAGAUACUGGUCGGGGGCCACAGAUUGUGAGUUCCAUUAUCAGCACUGCCAGACAAUGUAAUCUUGACAAGGAUGUAAAACUUCCCGAGGAAGGAGAGGAGAUCUCAGCCAAGGAACGAGAUCUUGUGGUUGGAAAAGUCUAUGCCAAGAUCAUGGAGAUUGAGUCCAGACUUUUGCCUUGUGGGCUUCAUGUCAUCGGUGAACCUCCCUCACCUAUGGAAGCAGUUGCUACACUUGUCAAUAUUGCUGCAUUAGACCGGCCUGAAGAUGGAAUCUCAUCACUGCCAUCUAUAUUAGCUCAGACUGUUGGCAGAGACAUAGAGGAUGUUUACCGGGGAAGUGAUAAGGGAAUAUUAAAGGAUGUGGAGCUUCUCAGACAAAUAACUGAAGCAUCUCGUGGAGCCAUUACUGCCUUUGUGGAGCAGACAACCAAUCAGAAAGGUCAAGUUGUCGAUGUGGCUGACAAGCUGAGCUCAAUCCUUGGUUUUGGUAUCAAUGAGCCAUGGGUUCAGUACCUUUCAGGCACAAAAUUUUCUCGGGCAGAUAGGGAAAAACUUAGAACAUUAUUUCAAUUCUUAGGAGAGUGUCUGAAGCUGGUUGUAGCUGACAAUGAAGUACGGAGUCUGAAACAAGCUUUGGAAGGCAAAUAUGUGGAGCCAGGCCCCGGUGGUGAUCCAAUUAGGAACCCGAAAGUGUUGCCAACAGGAAAGAACAUUCGUGCUUUACACCCACAGACCAUUCCCACAACAGCAGCAAUGCAUAGUGCUAAAGUUGUGGUGGAAAGAUUGAUAGAAAGACUGAAGGCUGAAAAUGGGGGAAAAUAUCCUGAUACAGUUGCACUUGUACUGUGGGGGACAUAUAAUAUCAAAACUUAUGGGGAAUCAUUAGCUCAAGUUUUAUGGAUGAUUGGAGUGAGUCCUGUACCUGACACUUUUGGUAGAGUGAACCGCGUCGAAACAGUCAGCCUUGAAGAGCUUGGAAGACCUAUAAUUGAUGUUGUUGUUAACUGCUCCGGAGUCUUCAGAGACUUAUUUAUCAAUCAUAUGAACCUUCUUGAUCGAGCAGUGAAGAUGGUGGCCGAGUUAGAUGAACCAGCAGACCAGAACUAUGUCAGGAAGCAUGCUUUAGAGCAAGCUGAAGCCCUCGGCAUUGAGGUUCGAGAAGCUGCAAGUCGUGUCUUCUCUAAUGCCUCAAGAUCCUACUCCUCGAAUAUCAAUCUUGCUGUUGAAAAUUCCUCAUGGAAUGAUGAGAAGCAGCUCCAAGACAUGUACCUGAGCCGGAAGUCCUUUGCAUUUGAUUGUGAUGCUCCUGGUGCUGGCAUGACUGAGAAAAGAAAAGUUUUCGAAAUGGCUCUGAGCACAGCUGAUGCUACAUUCCAAAACCUCGAUUCUUCAGAGAUUUCCCUCACUGAUGUGAGUCACUACUUCGACUCAGACCCAACUAAUCUAGUCCAAAAUCUGAGGAAAGAUGGGAAGAAGCCUAGUGCAUACAUUGCUGACACAACUACAGCAAAUGCCCAGGUCCGCACACUCUCUGAGACUGUCCGGCUAGAUGCAAGAACCAAGUUGUUGAAUCCAAAGUGGUAUGAAGGAAUGAUGUCCAGCGGCUACGAAGGUGUCCGGGAAAUUGAAAAGCGGCUUACAAAUACAGUUGGAUGGAGUGCUACCUCAGGGCAAGUAGACAACUGGGUGUAUGAAGAGGCUAACUCCACAUUUAUCCAAGAUGAGCAAAUGCUGAACAGGCUCAUGAAUACUAAUCCAAACUCAUUCAGGAAGCUGGUGCAGACAUUCUUGGAGGCCAAUGGACGCGGGUACUGGGAAACUUCGGAGGAGAAUAUCGAGAAGUUGAGGCAAUUGUACUCCGAAGUCGAAGACAAAAUAGAAGGGAUUGAUCGGUAAAUAACUAAUGAUCGUAAGAUAUGUUAAAAUGCAAAUAUCGAAUUAACAAUGUCCAUUUGCUUGAGCUUAUCUGGUCCUGUAAAGGGUGGAUUGUAGCUUUCAGGGAUGUUUUAAAAUGUGAAUUUGGUCGGGAGACUUUGUAUCUUAAUCAAUGCUCAAUGAAAAUAUAUUCAGUUUCCUUGAAA